AUGGGGAAGGACAGAGUGUUUCCCUUCAAAGGACCCGAUCGAGCUUAUAUCGAUUAUCUCGAGCGUCGUCUGGUGACUGCUCUGUCAAGCCUGAGACUUGACCAGGGCGGACUUUCAGCGCCCGCGCCCUAUGCUUCUCACGCUCACAACCUGUCCACAGGUGGCUAUCAGUUUAUUGAGUGUAAUCCACAGGCUGCUAAGCAGGCGCAACCAGACAAACCCGCAACACCCGCAACAUGGAGCAAACAGUUUCAUAACUUCCUCAAAGCCCUUCCCACCGAAGCCGGGUGGCUCGAAGCACGAAGAAGGGCGGGCGUUGAUACACCGGUCCGGAAUCAGAAUGCCUUGAAAUCAAUAUUAGGCAAUGCCGGCGUGGUCAUUUUCCAUGGCCAAUACCCAAGCCCCGGAUACCAAAUCCCCUCCCUCCCCUCAAGGCUACCUACAGAUUCCGAGAUGUUGGUCGUAAGGGGUUAUCAGUAUGGAAACUUCGUCUCUCACUGCGGCCAAGACCGAGAUUUUGCCGAAACUGUGGCCACGUUUCAGGACCUAGUCUUUUGCUCCUACUGCGAGGUCAUGAUUAAAGCCGGUGUUUCCCUUCAAGUAACCAACGACACUAUGAGGCAAUAUACGGGCGCCGAUAAAAGUGACCUGACUUUAGAGCGGUAUCGUCGAGGGGCCGUCUGGGCCAAUCGCUGUAUGGCAGCACUGUUCGAAAAUGGAUGGGGACAUCGGAGCUGGGAGCUUUUCCUUCUCGGUAUGUUCUUGCGGCAGUCUUGCUGCAGUCUUUGUAUCGCCCUUGCUAACGGAAGCUACGUUAGGGGGUCAAACGUCGUCGCAGCUCGCCGCGUUUCCCACGCACAAUGCCAGCAGUUUUAA
Molecule: messenger RNA, 876 nt
Organism: Penicillium cataractarum
Lineage: Eukaryota; Fungi; Ascomycota; Eurotiomycetes; Eurotiales; Aspergillaceae
Exons: 1
Coding region: 1-876 (291 amino acids)
Source: RefSeq, a predicted model, not a curated record